UCCGCAGAUGUGGACGCGCAAGAACUCACGAAAUGCACACAUCAAUGGGCAGAAUCGAAGUAAACAACCGACCUUGUAAGAGCUCCACAAGGAACGGGCAAAAUCCAUAAACCACAAUUCUUGGUUUUCCCAUCCCCAACCCUACUUCUUGUCACCCUCUCUGUCUCACUCUUUUCUUGAUGCUUCAGUUUGAACAAACACCCACCACAAACGUAGAUAUCGAAGUCCAUAAAAACCUCUCUAAUCACACCCGCACAAUAAUUCCACAUUCAGUGAAAGCUGGCGCAAGUAGAGUAAGUGUGAACUGAUCCCCCACAUUGUUUCUCAAACGCCUAUAUGUAGUACAUACCGUUUAAGUACCCACACGGUAAUAUCACUUCCACCCUUUUCUCUUUUUCCUCUUUUAUCCCCAUUUUACAUGUUGUUUCCAUAUUUGCCAAGGAAUUGGAACAUCAAGUUUUGAUUUUGUUCAAGGGUUUUCUGUUCCUGAGAGGAACUGCUUUUUUGGGAAGUACCAAUUUGGUGAGGGGUUGAGUUUGGUGGGUCUGGAAUCUGGCUACUAUAUGCAUGUGUGUUGUGAUUCUUGAUGAAAAUCAAUUACCCAUAUGGCAAAACCAAACUUCCUUCGCGUCAUCAUUGCCGUUAUGAGACGCAAUUUCUGUGUUAUGGUUUUGCCACUGGGAGAAGUAUUGAUAUGAGGUGCUACGGGGACUUGAUGUUAUGAAAACAUAAUGCCCAGAAGCCGAAUUUGAUUGAAAGUUUAGGUAAAGAUGCAAUCGAGGUUGAUGGCAUUGGAGGAAGGCAAGAACCCUACCACUACACUGAGAACAAAUCAAUCCAGGACUUUACCUUUGAGACUCCUCCAAUGGUUCUUGUUAUUUUUGGUUCUGGGUUUUGGAGUUCCGAUUGUUAGCAUGUAUAUGAUUCGAUAUUUUAAGGCUGCGAAUGUUUCUUGGAUAGCACCGUCCACUCUUAGGCCUUGCUUUGAAGAGCCAAGUACAAUAGAGAGUUGGAUUAGGCCUCCAUCAAAUCCCUUGCACAUCAUGAAUGACACUGAACUGUUGUGGCAGGCUUCCUUUGUUCCUCGAAUAAAAUCUUAUCCGUUCGUGAGAGCUCCCAAGAUUGCCUUCAUGUUCUUGGCAAAGGGGCCAUUGCCAAUGGCACCUCUCUGGGAGCGGUUCUUUAAGGGGCAUGAAGGGCUUUAUUCAAUCUAUGCUCAUACACUGCCAUCUUACAAUGACAGCUUUUCAACGGCAUCAGUUUUUUACGGGAGACAAAUCCCAAGCCAGGUAGCAGAGUGGGGAAGAAUGAGUAUGUGUGAUGCUGAGAGGAGACUCCUAGCUAAUGCAUUGCUUGAUAUCUCAAAUGAAUGGUUUAUCCUCCUGUCUGAGUCAUGCAUUCCUCUCCACAACUUCAGCAUUGUUUUUCGCUACAUAUCAAGAUCCAGAUACAGCUUUAUGGGUUCAUUUGAUGAACUUGGACCCUAUGGGAGAGGGCGCUACAAUCAAAACAUGGCGCCCGAGGUCAACCUCACGGACUGGCGUAAAGGGUCUCAGUGGUUUGAAAUUAAUCGGGAACUUGCAGUUAAGAUAGUUGAAGACACCACUUACUAUCCCUUGUUCAAAGAGUUCUGCCAACCAGCAUGUUAUGUAGAUGAGCACUACUUCCAGACAAUGCUGAGCAUCCAAACUCCACAUCUUUUGGCAAACAGGACCCUUACGUAUGUGGACUGGUCAAGAGGUGGUGCUCACCCUGCUACAUUUGGGAAGGCUGAUAUUAAAGAGGAUUUUUUCAAGAAGAUAUUUGAAAGUAAGACCUGCCUAUACAAUGAUCAGCCAUCUUCACUUUGUUUCCUUUUUGCAAGAAAGUUGGCUCCAAGUGCUUUGGAUCCUCUGUUGGAAUUAUCAUCCAAAGUUCUAGGCUUUUGACAUAAUGCUAUUUGGGGCAUGUCAGUUUAGUAAUGAGGUAAAUCCACUUGGUCUGAUGUGAUUGAUCUCUAGUUACUCCUUCACAAGAUUUUGAAACUUCAAUAUUACUGUAUUCAGAUAUAUAGAGAAUUAGAACCUGAAAUUAGCAUCUAAUUCGAGCUCAGGCAGAGUACUGAAUAUUAUAUUUUAUUGGUUGUCAGCCGAUUAAUAAUAAUGCUAUACAUUGUAGCAGUAUUAAAUAAAUCUUGCAACCUCCUUUCUGGUAGGAUGCCUUUUCAUCUUUCCA
Alnus glutinosa is the source of this 2214-nucleotide messenger RNA. RefSeq names its product glycosyltransferase BC10. Gene Ontology annotation, molecular function: glycosyltransferase activity. The transcript is spliced from 2 exons. The record is from RefSeq and is a predicted model, not a curated record. Gene Ontology annotation, cellular component: membrane. NCBI's taxonomy places the organism in Eukaryota, Viridiplantae, Streptophyta, Magnoliopsida, Fagales, Betulaceae. The coding region runs from base 771 to 1928 and encodes 385 amino acids.